Cannabis sativa is the source of this 1523-nucleotide messenger RNA. RefSeq lists its product as uncharacterized. The transcript has 3 exons. NCBI's taxonomy places the organism in Eukaryota, Viridiplantae, Streptophyta, Magnoliopsida, Rosales, Cannabaceae. Bases 39 to 1460 code for a protein of 473 amino acids. The record is from RefSeq and is a predicted model, not a curated record.
ACAUUAUUGGGUUAAAAUCCCACGAUUGUCAUGUCAUUAUGCAGCGAGUACUAGCGGUUGGUGUCCGUAAAUUUCUACCUCGUGACACUGCAACAACUAUUACUCAGCUGUGUAAUUUUUUUCGACAGUUAUGCUCUAGAACUCUAAAUGUAAAAGAUAUGGAGGAUGCUCAAAAUAAUUUAAUUCUGUUAUUGUGCAAGAUGGAAUUGAUUUUUCCUCCAGCUUUUUUUGACAUAAUGAUACACUUGGUAUUGCAUUUGCCUGAAGAAGCGAUAUUGGGUGGCCCGGUCUUUAUGAGAUGGAUGUAUCCUUUUGAAAGGUACAUGAAAAAAUUGAAGAAUUAUGUGGGAAACAAGGCACGUCCUGAAGGGUCAAUUGCAGAAGGUUAUGUUGCUGAUGAGGCAGUAACCUUUUGUUCAAUGUACUUUAAAGGGUGUGAAACAAGAUUUAAUCGGCUUGAUCGAAAUGAAGAUGCGCCUUCUGUUUGUCGCUAUCUCUCAGUUUUUAAUUCUCAAUCUCGUCCUUUAACUAGCGGACUUAUCAAGCCUCUUGAUCAUAUCAGUCGUGAAAAAGCUGAGUGGUACAUUCUUCAAAAUUCUCCUGAAAUCCAAGCUUACUUAGAUGAACAUUUGGACAAGAUCAGGCAUGAAUAUCCUAAUGGUAAUCACGAUGUCUUGCAUAGGCAAACUUUCCGUCCGUGGUUUCAUAAGAAGAUAUAUGAGUUGCACAAGCUUGGAACUUUACAAAAUGGUGAUGAGUUACUCGCUCUCGCUUCCGGGUCCGAUUACUUAGCAACAUUUUACGAAGGUUGUGUAGUGAAUGGUGUUCGGUUUAUUGCAUCAAAGCGAGACCAAAAGCGGAAGACACAAAAUAGUGGUGUUACUGUUGCUGGAACUGAAGGGUUUAAUUAUUACGGCACACUUGAAGAUGUAAUCACUAUAUCUUAUACUGGUGCAUAUACAGUGUCAUUGUUUGAAUGUAAAUGGUAUAACACUAAUCCAUUAAGAAAGAAGACAAUCACUGAAAAUAAUAUAACUAGUAUAAAUACUCGUGGAUAUUGGUAUCAAGAUGAACCGUACAUCCUUGCUAACCAGGCGAAGCAAGUUUUCUAUCUUGACGAUCCACUCAGAGGUCGCGAUUGGAAGGUUGUUGAAGAUAUUAGCCAUCGACAAAUUUGGGACAUUACUGACAACGAAGAUGAGACUGAUGUAGAUGUUGUUAGUGAUUCUAACUCUGCCAAUUUUGUGUUGACGGUUGAUCUUGGAGAGUUGAUUAUGCAAUCGAAUGAACCUCCAGUAAUUGUUGAAUCGUCCGAUCAGUUAGUGGAUUCUGAGAUAGAGAACAAUGACCUUGAUGAAAAUUAUGUUGCUGAAGAAGUAGAUGAUUUACUAGUUGAACAUGUCGAGGAUGAAAAUGUAAACAUAGUGAAUGAUGGAAAUGAUAGUGAUUCUUCAGUGUAACUUUUAUUUUGUAAACAUUUGUUACUAAAAUUUUUUACAAUUAAAGGACUAUUUAAUUUCUUU